Molecule: messenger RNA, 1354 nt
Organism: Trichobilharzia regenti
Lineage: Eukaryota; Metazoa; Platyhelminthes; Trematoda; Strigeidida; Schistosomatidae
Source: the annotation of a GenBank genome assembly
GUAGUUGAUUUAUCCAGAUUUUGUUUUGUUUAAAUUACUAUCAUAACAAAAAGUAAUUUCUGCCGCCAUUUUACUUCAAUUGUGCCUGAAUCUUUGGAUUAUUAUAAACCUUCUGAAUCUCCGUUAGACAUACCAAGCUGACACUUUUACCUGGUUCUAAUCACGCUAAAUAUAUAUAACUCCACGUAUACACUGCACAAUAUGCAAAACUAGCUUGGUCAAAAAAAUGUCUGAAACGACUGGAAUAUUCACAAAAUAUUGUUGUAUAUCAAAACGACUAGAUGGAAAGUUGGCUAUUGUCACUGGAUCUAGUACAGGAAUAGGUUUGAUGACUGCUGGUGAAUUAGCUCGUCGUGGUGCUAAAGUGAUUAUGGCGUGCAGAAAUUUAUCGAAAGCUGAAAAUGCUAGAAAAUAUCUAUUAGACAGGUAUGGAGUUGAUAAUCCAGAUGGCAUGAAUAUUGAUAUUGCAUGUAAAGAGGUCAAAUCGUCGCUGACUUUAAUAAAACAGGAUCAAUUAAUUAUCGAACAUCUGGAUUUGGCUUCUUUAGAAUCAAUUUACAAUUUUGCAAGAAGAAUUAAUAACGCAUAUACAAACCUGGAAAUACUGAUUAAUAAUGCUGGUCUAGCCCACAGUAAAUACGAGAAGACUGUUGAUGGCUUUGAAAUGACUAUGGGUGUUAACUAUUUUGGACCUUUUCUGUUAACAGAAUUAUUGUUACCGCUGAUAAAACUUUCAGCUCCAUCGCGUAUAAUAAAUGUGUCAUCUAUGGCGCAUUAUGCUGGUCGUAUCAGCAGGCCGGAUUUACAACUUCAAGAAAGUGAAUAUGGUGAAUUGAAAGCUUACUGUCAGUCAAAGUUAGCCAAUGUCUUACAUGCUACUGAAUUAGGCGAAGCAAUGCACGGACUGGAGUCACUGUGGUUAGUCUACAUCCUGGAGCAGUGAAGACGGAACUUGAUCGAGAUACAACUUACUUGCCACUUAAAAUAUUCAUCAAGUUGACGAAACCAUUUUACAUGAAUCCCUGGCAAGGUGCACAAACAACACUAUUCACUGUUUUGUCAAAUAACUUAAAAUCUGGUGGUUAUUACUCGAACUGUUCACUGAAACAACCAUCGUCAAUUGUUGAGAAGAAAGAAGUAAGAAAGUGGUUUAGGCAGAGAACAUGUGAACUGUUAAGCAUUGCAGAUAGCGUCUAAACAAUAAGAAUUAAUAACAACAGAGACAAGAAUCAAAACCUGAGUAAUCUGUUUUCCAUGCAUGUAUUUUCUUAUUAUUACUUUUUUAGAAUAAUUCCAUACCCUUUAGUUGUCUUUAUAAAUUUUUGAGGAACAAGAACAAUAAAGAUUGUGGAGU